Acytostelium subglobosum LB1 is the source of this 420-nucleotide messenger RNA. RefSeq lists its product as hypothetical. Lineage: Eukaryota; Evosea; Eumycetozoa; Acytosteliales; Acytosteliaceae. Gene Ontology annotation, molecular function: ATP binding; ATP:ADP adenylyltransferase activity. The record is from RefSeq and is a predicted model, not a curated record. The coding region runs from base 1 to 420 and encodes 139 amino acids. The transcript is spliced from 2 exons. Gene Ontology annotation, biological process: nucleotide metabolic process.
AUGUCAUCAACGAUGAUGGCAAAGAAUACAACUAGUGCAUUGUGGGAGAUGAUCAAGAAGGUAUCGGAGAGGGCCACUCAAAUAGGUGCCAUCGAGAAGAUCGAGUCCUCUCCAAUGUUUAUCCAAGAGAAUGGUGUCAAUUUCAUGAUCAGUGUGGCUAAGGCGCUGGCACAUAGACCAUUCAACUUUGACAAGACACCUGCACAUGGAACAGACUCAGAGGUGAAGGUCACGAUGAAGAAGGAGUUUGUAGACCCAUUCCUACCAUGUGACAAGGAUCUGUUUGUGUGCGAGUUGGCAGGCACUCACAACUUGGUACUCAACAAGUUCAAUGUGUCCAACUACCACACAAUCAUUGCCACCAAGGACUUCCAAGCCCAAACCGAUCCAAUCACUCAUCAAGACUUUACUGCAAUGUAA